Molecule: messenger RNA, 3335 nt
Organism: Sceloporus undulatus (fence lizard)
Lineage: Eukaryota; Metazoa; Chordata; Lepidosauria; Squamata; Phrynosomatidae
Exons: 2
Coding region: 2053-2964 (303 amino acids)
Source: RefSeq, a predicted model, not a curated record
GAGGCUGCUGGCCACUAGGCCCUUUGCGUCCGGCUGUGCUGCUGCCUUGCCUUGCCUGGAGGAGGACAGCCAGGCAGGCCAGGGUCCCAAGGCUUGCCGGGGCAAAAGGCCAGGGGCGGUCGGCGGGGGAGCGAGGGGCCUGAGGGAACAGCGCGGGGCUCCGCGGUCUACCCGUUCCUCGAGUCUGAUCCCUCCUCAGAAGAACCCAAGCGAAUGGGGGAGGAAGGGGGCCCCGAGGGGGGGAACUGCGGCUGCCGGGGCAGCGGAAGUGCCCCGGCUUGCGAAGAGCCCCGGCCGGCUAGGCCUCCGCUCCCCCUCCGAGUGCCCUGGCGCCUCCGGGGGACGCUGGUGGAGGACAGGCCAAGCGGCAAAGGACGGACGGGCCUUCUCCUCCUCCUCCCGUGGCCCAGACUCUGGCUGCCGUCCCCUCCAGGGGAGCGAGGGGAGGGCAGCCCCCCGGAGGAGGAAGACAGGCAAGGCGGCGGACCCCCCUCCGGGGAGGAGAUUCGGGGCCCGCCGCGGCUGAGGAGGCUGCCUGGGGCUGGAGGGGCACCAAGGGCUUGCAAGGCUUGAGUCUUGGGGGGGCUUGAGCACCCCCCCCCGGCCUUGGCCCCCGAGUCCGGCUCCAGGCGCCUCCCGCCCAGGUGGAGAACAAGGGCGAGCGGUCCCCUCCUCCUGCCCGGGCCGAGAGGGAGGCAGGGAGGAGGGAGCGCCGCCGGCUGAGAGGGCCUGGCGCUGGACGGAGCCACGGGCCGGCGGCAGCGGCAGCAGGAAGGGAAGGGAAAGCCCCCGCCACUGCCCCCCGCCACUGGGCCGGACCUUGGCUCCGCUCAGCCCCGGAGCAGCCUCUCGCCAAAACCAUCCACCGCACGGCUCUCCCUGGCCGGCUCUCGGCCCUCAAGGGCUGCAAGGCGGAGACGCCCCCGAGCACCGGGCCAAGGCGGAGACUCCUGCCGGGCGCCUGGAACCCUGGCCGGGGAAGCUUCGCCGCCUCACACCCUCUCCUGCUUCCGAGGAACCAGAGGCCCAGCUUCCAGGGCCCCAGGAGCCCGCCCCUUGGCCCCUCCUCGGGAGAAGGAAGGAGCGCCCCAUGUCCUCCCCAGAGGGACCCCGGGGGCGGGACACAGAGAAGGGCAGGAGCGCGGGAAAUCCGACCUAGGGGCAUCAUUUCUAGGGACCGCUUUUGGCUCAGUCCCACAAUGCAACGGGGGGGGCAUUGAAAGGAGGGAGGCGUCUGUGCCACGUGGCAACUGACCUGGAUUUGCAAAAAGGCUUUCCCAGACUAGAAUUUCAACGGGAAAAUUCCCCUGUCCUCAGUCCUCAUGUUGUAUCUUUAAUGGUAUUUUCACCACAGUCCUCCCUCUCAACAGCAUGGCAGGCUGAAGGUAAAGACAACAGAGGAACAAGCCGAAGCCAAGCCUCUUGAGCGAGAGAAGAAACUACAUCAAUCUGUGACUGCCACCAAAGCCAUCUUUGAAAAGGUGAAAAGGAUGGGGGAGGGCCAAGGAAGGAAGAAAAGAAGGGACUGGUUCCGUAACCGUCUUCCAUGGUUUAGCUUUUGGAAAAUGAGGGACACUGAAAAACGGAACUUGGAGGGCCAUCCUGAACCUGCGAGCAGUCAACCGCUUUGUCUGCAAAAAGAAGUUCAGGAUGGAGACCCUCAAAACCAUCCUGGACAGCCUUCAACCCGAAGACUUUCUCUCCUCACUAGACCUUCAAGAUGCUUAUUUGCAUAGGUUACACGCCAGGCCCCUCCAGUGGCUACUCCUUCCUCACCAACGAGCCAUCGCACUGAAGAGGCACCUCAAAAUACUAGUCCCCAACAGAGCACGUCUAUCACUCAGGUGGUGAAUCUCCCAGACAGUCUCCAGAGGUCACCCCAUUUGGGUGACCGAAAAGGUCCAGAUCACGACGGACGCCAACCUUCGAGGCUGGGGGGCACACUGCGGCUCUCACCUGGCCCAGGGACGAUGGACCCCGGAAGAACGGUCACACAGCAUCAAUUGGCUGGAGCUGCGGGCGAUUCACCUAGCCCUCCGGUCCUUCAGACAGAUGGUUCUCCACAAGGCAGUCCUCAUACGGACAGAAAACAUCACCGCCAAGUCACACGUCAACUGCCAGGGUGGAACAACAUCACGGUCACUGAUGAAAGAAGCUCAGACUCUGUUGACAUGGGCAGAGUCCAACCUACUGUCCCUAGAGGCCAAACACCUACAGGGACAGCUAAACACCAAGGCCGAUUGGCUAAGUCGGACUGACAUAGACCAGGGAGAAUGGAGCCUUCACCCGAAGGUAUACCAAUCCGUAAUAGAGACAUUGGGCCACCCAGUCUUAGAUCUAUUUGCCUCUCCCUCCAACGUCAAGACCCCCAGGUUCUUCUCAAGGUUCAAGACACAGGGGGCAGAAAACUUCAACGCCCUAAACUGCCGCUGGCCAGAGGGCCUCCUAUAUGCCUUCCCGCCAGUCCCGCUACUGUCAAGGCUACUGUCCAAGAUUUGGAGGACCAGAUCAGAGGUCAUUCUCAUAGCCCCAGCUUGGCUCAGGCGCCCCUGGUUCUCAGAGAUCCUCAACCUGUCAAUCCAGAGUUUUCCUCUUCAGACCAGACCUACUCUCUCAGGGACAGGUCCAUCACCCAGACCCCACCUGGAUUCAGCUUCACGCCUGGAAAUUGAGAGGAGCAUGCUAACUCGCUACGGCUACUCUUCUGAAGUGAUCGAAUCCAUUUUGGCAUCGAGGCGCCCAUCGACCAUAAAAAUCUACGAGUACACAUUCAAGGCCUUUAAGAGAUGGUGUAAACGAAAGAAGAAGGACUUCAUUGAAGUCACAGUCGCUACACUCAAGAGACAAGUGGCGGUGAUCACAUCGAUACUACCGCACAAUCAGGCCGCUCAGAUAUCACACCACUCUCACAUUAGAAGAUUGCUGAAGGGAGUCUCCAAUAGGGCACCCCCAACAAAACACUAAUUCCCAUCUUGGGACCUACACAAGAUCCUGAAGGCCCUGACGAUACAACCCUUUGAACCGCUGAGGGAAACGUCCCUCAAAUUCCUCACCUUCAAGACGCUCAUCCUUACAGCGCUAACGUCGGCCCGCAGAGUUUCUGAGAUCGGGCACUGUCGAUGAGAAAAGAACUCUGUAUCAUCAGACCGAACUCCAUUCUGCUGGUGGCGGGCAAGUGGGGGCAAAGGCCCUGCGCGCUUGUGCGAGAGGCCAAUAGCCUCUCGCAGAAGCGCGUGGGGAGGAGGAGGAGAAGGGAGGAAGGAAGGAAGGAUGGAGGAGAAGGAGGGAGGAAGGAACGAAGGAGGAGGAAGAAGAGGAGGGAGGAAGGAAGGAAC